Messenger RNA from Vitis riparia (riverbank grape), 1006 nucleotides. RefSeq lists its product as uncharacterized. The record is from RefSeq and is a predicted model, not a curated record. The transcript is spliced from 6 exons. Bases 156 to 746 code for a protein of 196 amino acids. NCBI's taxonomy places the organism in Eukaryota, Viridiplantae, Streptophyta, Magnoliopsida, Vitales, Vitaceae.
CCACUUCCCAACAACUUGCCUUGGAACAGCAGGUGAAGAAUCAACGAUGGAGGUAGAGGAGAAAUACACACAUACACAUUACUCCAUUCGCCAGCCCUAACCAAUUUUUCAUUUUCUUGGAGCCAAGCGAUUUUCUCGAGAAACGCUGAGGAAAAAUGGCCGGAAACGGCGACGAAGAGGGCUUGCCCAGAGCUGCUUCUUCUACUUCCGGCGCUGCCGCCAGAGUCAGAGCCAGAGGCGACCCUCUCUUGAUCGUCUGCCGAUGCUUCAGCUUCAUCACGGCCUUGACUGCCAUUCUCUGCAUUUGCGUCAAUGUCCUCUCCGCCAUCCGAUCCUUCAAGAACGGAUCUGAUGUUUUCGAUGGGAUUUUUCGGUGUUAUGCUGUUGUGAUUGCGUUAUUUGUGGUUGUUGCUGAGACGGAGUGGGGAUUCAUCAUGAAGUUCUGGAAGAUGUUGGAGUAUUGGGCUGGCAGGGGAAUGCUGCAGAUUUUUGUUGCAGUGAUGACAAGAGCUUUUCCUAAUGAAUCUAGUAAGCAAAAGGAUCUCGUUCUUCUUCAAAACAUAGCUAGCUAUAUGCUCCUUGCCUGUGGUUUAAUCUAUGUUAUUUCGGGAAUCCUGUGCAUUGGCUUUCUCAAACGAGCUCGCCAAAAGAAAGAAGUUUCGAGGGAGCAAGCAAUUAAGGAUUUAGAGGAAUUGGAGCAGCGAAGGGAAGAACUUGAAGCAUUGCUUAUCAUGGAAAGAGCUUAGGCAAUUUGUAUGGCUAGCGGAAUCAAGAAUGAAGGAGAAUCCAUCCUGUAUGAAUCCAAUGUUUGUAUGCUUUUUGUUGUUUGACUCAGUAAUCCUGUAUGAAUCCAAUGUUUGUAUGCUUUUUGUUUGAUUCAGUAGUUGGGCGGCUGCUUUUUCGGAAUUAAACCCUUGGUUAAGGUCUAUUCUUUGUUGUAUAUUUUAUGUGAAAAGCUCUGACUCAUUCUUUUUCCAAUGCCUAGAGCUGAGUGUGUUUUUUUUUU